Molecule: messenger RNA, 1053 nt
Organism: Cyprinodon variegatus (sheepshead minnow)
Lineage: Eukaryota; Metazoa; Chordata; Actinopteri; Cyprinodontiformes; Cyprinodontidae
Product: adenosine receptor A1-like
Exons: 3
Coding region: 1-1005 (334 amino acids)
Biological process (GO): G protein-coupled adenosine receptor signaling pathway
Cellular component (GO): membrane; synapse; dendrite
Molecular function (GO): G protein-coupled adenosine receptor activity
Source: RefSeq, a predicted model, not a curated record
AUGAAGGAGAACAAAACAAACAGUAGUAGCACCAUGGAUGUAGAACAUGUUAUUUAUACUUCAGUUGAAGUUUUCAUUGCAUUGUGCUGCUGUUUGGGGAACAUGACGGUUGUUUUGGCUCUGUGGAGAACCAGGAGUGUCCAGCAACCCACCUACUGCCUUUUUGUGUCUCUUGCUGUGGCAGACUUUCUUGUCGGAGCCGUGGCUAUACCUUUGGCUGUGCUGGUAGAUGGCCGGGUUGAAACUGCAUUCCACACUUGUCUUUUCAUCAGCUGUGUGGUCAUCCUCCUAACUCUUGUUUCAGUGCUUUGUCUCACAGCUAUUGCUGUGGACCGUUACCUGCGCCUUGUUUUCCCUUUCUGGUAUAAAAGGACUGUAACCUGGAGGUACUCUUACGCUGUGGCUGCUGCGAGCUGGCUUCUUGCUGUGCCGCUAAGCUUUACUCCCAUGCUCGGAUGGCAUGGAAGUCCAUCCAACUCUACAAAAUGCAUGUUUAUAAAUGUGAUUACCCCAAGCUAUCUGGUGUACUUCAACUUUUUCCUCUGCACCUUAACACCAUUGCUGGUGAUGACUGUAUUGUACAUCUAUAUUUUCUGUAGAAUCCGAGAAAAUCUCAAAGAGAAACCAGGCAACGGGGCCAAAAGCAAGUCACAACAAUACCUAAAGAAAGAGAAACAACUAGCAUCCUCACUGUCUUUGGUCUUGGCUCUGUUUGCACUGUCCUGGCUUCCCCUUCACAUUGUGAACUGCAUGAUACUAUUUGGAAAAGAAAUGUCAGGACCUAACAAAAUAGCAAUCUAUAUCGGCAUUGUUCUUUCUCAUGCUAAUUCGGCCAUAAACCCAGUUGUGUAUGCUUUCAAAAUAAAGAAGAUCAAGAGAGCAUACCUAAAUAUGUGGCAACGCUAUUUUUAUUGUGAAAGAGAAAAUCAAGGAUCUCAGUCCAGCAGGAGUGAUGAAAUUACUUGCAACAAUAACAGUGAAACCAAUGACAAUGAAAAGGCAUAAUCUGUGAACAUGUUAAUGGGUUUGUUUAUAAACCAAUGUUUUUAUUAA